Molecule: messenger RNA, 2560 nt
Organism: Gekko japonicus
Lineage: Eukaryota; Metazoa; Chordata; Lepidosauria; Squamata; Gekkonidae
Product: zinc finger protein 287-like
Exons: 9
Coding region: 1-2199 (732 amino acids)
Biological process (GO): regulation of transcription by RNA polymerase II
Molecular function (GO): DNA-binding transcription factor activity, RNA polymerase II-specific; RNA polymerase II cis-regulatory region sequence-specific DNA binding
Source: RefSeq, a predicted model, not a curated record
AUGGCAGAGUGGCCCAGCGGGAGAGCUUGGCCAAGAGAGGAGCAGUGCCGGGAAGCCCAAUGGCAGGACUUCCUGAGGGGACUGAAUUCCUCUCAGACCGGGUGGGGAAAGAAACCUGGCCCCUGGGAGGACACCAAGGCCUUCCUGGCCUCCUUCAAGCAAGUGGCCCAAGCCUGCCAGUGGCCCAGGGGAGAGUGGGUGGCCCGGCUCCUGCCAGCACUGAGUGUAGAAGCCCAGAAAGUCUUUAGCAGCCUGGAGGCCAGAGACAGGGAGGAUUAUGGGAAAGUGAAGGCGGCCAUCUUGCAUGGGGAAGCCAACCGCACAGAAACCCUGCGCCAGCACUUCCGGCAGUUCUGCUCCCGGGAGGUGGAAGACCUGCGUCGGAUCUACAGCCAGCUGCGGGAGCUGUGCCACCAGUGGCUGAGCUUCCUGUGCAAUUGGGGAGGGGGAGGGUGUCUGGUGAUAACCUGGGCCCAGCACCUUCCGAUUCCUUUCAUUCUGGGCACAGCAUCUCCCACCGUCAUUGUGAAGACAGAGUGGGCCGCCCGACUCCUGCCAGCGCUGAGUGGAGAAGCCCAACAGGCCUUUGGCACCCUGGAGGGCAGAGACAGGGAGGAUUAUGGGAAAGUGAAGGCGGCCAUCUUGCGCUGGGAAGUCAACCGCAUGGAGACCCUGCGCCAGCACUUCCGCCAGUUCCGCUCCAGAGAGGUGGAAGACCCCCGUCGGAUUUACAGCCGGCUGCAGGAGCUUUGCUGCCAGUGGUUGAGGCCGGAGAGGCACUCGAAGGAGCAGAUCCUGGAGCUGCUGAUCCUGGAGCAGUUCCUGGCCAUCCUGCCCCCAGAGCUGCAGAGGUGGAUCAGGGCCGGCUGUCCCGAGAACUGCACCCAAGCGGCGGCCCUGGUGGACGUUUUCCUAAUGAACCACAAUGGCGGUGCUGAGACUUGGAAAUGGCAGGGGCUGUUGCGAGACGUGGGUUCCCAGAAUGCAGAGGAGGAAUCCCCGGACCCCACGCGGAGAAAAGCCUACAAAGAAGCCACGCAGAACAGCGAUGGGGAGAUCCAUUUGUCGGGCAGAGGAAGCAAACGCCCAGGACACUUCUCUCCGUCACUUCCUCCCGAAGGACAGGAAACAGCUGAAGCUGGGCAGGCAAAGAAGCAGAUUAACUUGGGGGAGACAGAUGCAGUCAAGCAGAGUCUGACGGAACCGGGCCAAAGGACCAUGUUUUGGCAAGUCCUGCAGGAGGAUGGUGGGAAUGUGGAUACUUUGGAGGGAUUUUUAGUUCCUAAAUCUGGCCUUGCCUCACGCCUGGAAAAAGAGGAAGAAAUGUUGGUCCAGUUCCUGGAGGAAAGAGAGAGACUCACAGGCCAAGAUCCAGGUGAUGUGAAGAGAAUCAAAAAGGAGGACUCAGAGGAGGAGGAAUCUGGCCCAGAUGAAACAUGGGAGUCGUCGACAGAAGCUGCCCAGGUGGACAUUCCCGGGACAUCUGAAAUCCACAAGCAGAGAUGUGGCAGAAAGGGGAUUAAGCUCCAGGUGGAGGAGGCCCAAUAUGGAAGAAGAGAGUCCGAGGAAUCACAGAGGACUGUGCUGCAUUUAACCCAACGGAGUAUGUUGAAGCCUGCUGAAAUUCAAAAGCAAGCAUGCAAAUCCCAAAGGCAGUAUACAGCUGCCAAGAUAACAGUGUCUACAAGCCCCAAAGGUUCUCCAAGUACGGGGGAAGAUACCGUUGCAGAUCACCGUGAUACAGUGACCGCUCCAGAGAACUUCCACAAAUGUCUCGUGCGUGGGGGAGACUUCCACCCAAGCCUCCAUAAACAUCCGAGAAUCCCUAUAGGAGAGAGGCACUAUGAAUUCUCCCACGGGAGGAGAAGCUUCCUGCAGAGAGAACACUUGAUUAGGCACCAACGUCGACACACCAGGAAGAAGACGUACGAGUGCCCUGAUUGCGGGAAAAGCUUACGUUCAAGUGGAUCAUUCAAGUCCCAUCAGAGAAUCCAUACCGGAGAGAGGCCUUACGGAUGCUCCUACUGUGCGAAAUCCUUCAACCAGAGCAUACAUCUAGAGCGGCAUCAGAAAGUCCACACAGGGGAGAAGCCGUAUGGGUGUCCAGAGUGUGGGAGGAGCUUUAGUCGCAAAGAUACACUGAUAAAACAUCAGAGAACCCACACAGGACACCAGCAGAUCUUUGACUGUGGGAGUUAAGGUGUUCAGCCGGUGGGAAAAUAAGCUAGCCAUUUUCGUCAUUGUUACACAUCAGAGAAUCCGAGAGGUGGCGAAAGCGGUGUGAUUUUCACACUGGCAACAACUUAUUUGUUUCAGUCAGACAAAGCUAUCUUUGACGCGCCUAGGCGUGUUUUUCUAAGUGAGAGAGUUCAAGCCCAUUGAUGUCAACGGACUUAGAGACCAACAAGCUUUCGAGAGUCAAAGUUCCCUUUGUCAGAUUAAUAUCUGAUGAAGGGAGGUUUGACUUUCAAAAGCUCAUACCCUGAGAAUCUUGUUGGUGCUACUGGUCUUGUAUCUAGCCGUUCUACCGCAGACUAAUGGCAAACUACCUUAGUUCAAU